AUGGACUCUUCUUCCGGACUCAGAGUGAUCCUGAUUCCAAACAACUCAGACAACUACUGUUACUACUGCUACAGUGAAAACACUCGAGAUGGCUUCUUUGUUGAUGUCUGUGACGCUGACAAAGCUAUCCAGUUUGCCAAAGAUUUUGGAGUCACUCCAAAGUAUGUGCUUACCACUCACAAGCACUGGGAUCACUCAGCAGGAAACGAAGCAAUGGCCAAAGAGUUCUCUGGAACUGAUCCGAUCCACAUUGUUGGCGGAAGUAAAGACAAAGUCAAAGCCUGCACUUGGCCUGUUGAUGAUGGCGACGAGAUCACCAUCGGAGAUAUCAAAAUAAAGUGAAUGCACACCCCAUGUCACACCAAAGGCCACACUUGCUAUUAUGUGACGACCGAGUCAGACAUCACUGAAGACUCAGUUGAUAGAAACAAAAAUGAUGCAACAGGGUAUGCUGAAGUUGCAGGAUUCAGCAAGUGUGUCUUCACUGGAGACACUCUGUUUGUUGGGACUGUCGGCAAGUUCUUCGAAGGAGAUGCUGAGCAAAUGCAUCAAAACUUGGAGAGGCUUCACGAUUUGCCUUCUGAGACUCAAGUGUUCCCUGGCCACGAGUACACAAUCGACAGUUUGAAGUUUUGUCAGAAGAUGGACACUCGAAACGAUGCAUUGGAGAACUUAAUGGAAGAAUGCGAGACUCUUCAGAGCGAGAAGUACCCAACAGUUCCCAGGUCAAUCCAAGUGGUUAGAGAAGUAACAAUAUUCUGAAGAUACAAAGAUUCUAAAGUCCAGCAACUGGCCGACACUGACAGUGAAGUAGAAACACUAAGGGCUAUUCGAGAGGCCAAAGAUAAAGGGACUACUUUAGGAGUGAUCUAAUUGAUAUUCCAAUAUUA
Moneuplotes crassus is the source of this 890-nucleotide messenger RNA. Lineage: Eukaryota; Ciliophora; Spirotrichea; Euplotida; Euplotidae. The record is from the annotation of a GenBank genome assembly.